AUGGUUGCCGUGGAGCGACGAGGAAGUACUGUGCGUCGGCUGUUCAGGGUUAGUGGCCAGAUAACGCGACCCUGCGAGGGCGCCUCGCCAGAUAAUCUGAGCCUAAUACGAUUGGCAGAGGAAUACUUAAUUCAGAGGAUCGCCUCGUUUUCCGCAGUGUGCCAGCAGGAGCCGUCGCUGAAGCAUCGUGAAGACAUGGCCUGGGGAAGAGGCAUGAUCUACCAGCUAGCAGUAGCGGCUGUUUGCGUGGUGCUGCUGCAAAGCGCGAUGGCUGCUUCUCUGCAACGGCAGCCGUGGACCCUGGAAGAAAUAACAUCCAGCGAAUCUCCAUCACAAUCAAUGAAGAUCGAUUGGGCAAGAGGUCCAGUGGUCCUUGUCGAACACGAAGACCAGCUAUUUUCUAUGGAUUUCGAAGCGGAUACGAAUAAAGUGUUGGUGCCUAAGGAGGUAUUUGCGGAUGCUGGUGUUGUAGCGGCUCGGAUGUCAGAUGAUAAGCAGUACGUCCUCCUUGCCUAUGAUGCUAAGAGGGUAUUUCGACAUGGGGCAAGCGCACGCUAUAUGGUAUACAGAAUCGAUGAUGAAAGGGAAAAUAAGAUCCUUGGCAGAAGACACAAAACAGGAGAAAGGGUGACACAGAUCGGCGGUGGAAAACGCCUUCAACUGGUGACGUGGGGCACAAAAAGCCAGCUGGCGUAUGUGUACGGAAACAACAUCUACUACCUGACGUCGCCUGACGCUGAACCAAUACAGAUCACCAAAGACGGGGUACCGAACCUCGUCUUCAAUGGAAUCCUGGAGUCAUAUGCUAACGCAUGGUCCCACCCAGUGGAGACAGUGGGCCAGGAUGCAUCGCUGUUGUUUUCUCCCAACGGAAGGAAGCUGAUCUUUAUCCAGAAGAACGUCUCGUCAGUAGCCAGCGCCAGAUUCGUUUACUACGGCAGACCUGGAGCCCUGGAGAAUCAGUACGCUAACCUGAUUACCUUCCGCUUCCCCAAGGCCGGCACGCAGAUGGCCACCGUAGCGCUGAAGGUUGUGAGUCUGCCGUCUGAAGAUUGCCCCUGCCUGAGCAUUCAGCAGCUGCUGGCUCCAGUCGACGUCGUCAGCGAACAUCACUACCUUGAUUCAAUGGCGUGGGUUGACGACAACACCGUAAUGGCUUGGUGGAUGAAUCGCACUGCAAACGUAAGGCAAGAUGUGAUCUACCACCUUUCAAAUGACGUGAAGCAAAUUGCUGGGGAAAAGGUCUUAAAAAUAGAGCAGAAGAACGGCUGGGUAGACAUACAUCCAGCGUAUUUCCAAAAAGGAAAGGAGACUUCAACUUACGUGACGAUCCUGUGGCAGCCGCAUGACAACAACGUCAGUUUCCCUCACUUGGUCAAAGUGACCGGGAAUUCCACGAAAGCCAUCACAUCAGGAGAGCUGACAGUCACUAAGAUAUACGGAUGGGCCCCCAAUGGCACAGUGUACUACCAGGCCACCGAGGAGGGACGGCCGUCCACGCGGCAGGUGUUCGCCGUGGAGGAGGGCGGUGAGCCCCGCUGCCUAAGCUGCGCCCUGACCAGCCCAGAGGGCAACCUCUGCCAACGGGCCGACGCCUCCUUCAGCGACGACUUCGAGUGGUUCGGCCUCUCGUGUGUCGGGCCAGACCCGCGUUUCUCCAGGCUACUGACCACUGCUGCCCCAGAUGGCGACACGAAACUGACGUCAAACAGCAAAGAGCUGCGGAAGUUGUUGAAAUCUAGACUGCAGCCAGGGCGUCUGGAGGACUGGGUGGAGGUAGAGGGAGGGGUGGCAGCCCAGGUGCGCCUCCUCCUGCCCCCGGACCUCGACCCCAAUGGCUCCGAGAAGAGGCCCGCCAUCGUCAGUGUGAACGCCUACCCGGGCGCCCAAAGUAUAGGCGACUACUUCACAACGGACAUCGCCAGCUACUUCACCACCAACAGGCGGUACGUCUACAUCUACAUCGACGGGCGCGGCUCUGGGUGCAAGGGCGACAGGACGCUCUUCUCCGUCUACCGGAGGCUGGGUACUGUCGAAGUGGAGGACCAGAUCAGCGUCACCAAGUGGCUAACUGAGAAGUACCCCUUCAUCGACGGCUCACGUGUGGCCAUCUGGGGCAAGGGCUAUGGUGGGUACGCGGCCGCCAUGGCGCUGGCCAGAGAUGAGAGCGACGUCUUCAAGUGCGGCGUCUCCGUGGCUCCCGUAACCAGCUGGAUAUACGCCGACAUACGGGAGUCAGAGCGCUACAUGGGCUUUCCCACGCCAGAGGACAACGAGGAGGGCUACAACGCCAGUGACGUCACACGCCUAGCAGAGCGCUUCGCGGGAAAGAAGUUCCUGUUGAUGCACGGCACCGCGGACGACACUGUGCUCUACCAGAACUCCAUGGCGCUGGCUGCAGCCCUCGAGGAGGCCGGUGUGCUCUUCGACCAGCAGAGCUACCCGGACGAAGAGCAUGAGCUGAGCAGCGUAAAUGGUCACGUGUACCGUACCAUCGACGAGUUCUUCCUGAGGUGCUUCGACCGAACUCCUCUUCUGGUCGACAUUAUCAGCGAACUCAUCUCCUAGAGAUUUUUAUGCUCCAGUCUUAACCACUGCUGUAAAUUGUCGCAAAUAUUUCUCCAUAGCUGCUGGUUUUACAGAAACUACCGUUGCAGUUUAGUUAAAUCAGUAAGACUUUACACACUGUCGAUGUUAAUGUCUCCUUCUCUUUGGACAUCAGCUGUAUCCUACCUUGCUGUGUUAUAUGGCGUUCAGACCUUUAAAUGGUCCUGCUUAUACCAUGCACAUUGUUAACGAUUAUUUUAUAUCAGACAGUUCAGUUUUCCAUUUGAGCAAAAUGGAAAAUGUAAAUCACAGUGCCUAACGACAGCAAAGGGUGAUUUACGGUUACAUAAAUUUCACCUGUCAGGCGAGAGGAUAUCUAGGUUUAGAGCUCUGAAGAUGUGGAGGGUAGACAAAUUAGUUUCGUGGAAGAGGAAAGGGUUGGAGAAGCGAAACACAGUUUUUUACAAAAUUAACCUAAUUUGUUCCAAAAAAGUUUAUUAAAGCCAGACAUGCAAGUGGCGCCAGUUUAGAAUUCGCACCAGCCACCUACUAUGUGCUUAGCUGAAACAGUAUAUGAAGGGUGAUUUAGCUGUCCCCACUGCUAUCGUUUUAUACAAAUGUUAUAUUUUGCCUUUACAUUCCGUAGCUCGCUACCCAUAAACUAUUAGUCUUACUGAAAAAAAAUUAACACCACCUUUUUGUAGGAAAUUAAAUGUAGUUAAAUUCUGUACUGGGAUACGUUGUCGCUGAGGCAACGGUUUUCGAGAUAUUCAAGGAAAACGUGCAAAAGGGAUCCCCUACCAGUCAGGAUUUCUAGUACGUUGUUUCUGGCACUUCCUCCUAUCGCUGUACAGAAAUUUCCAACUGUACGAACUAUCUUCGACAUUCGACCCUUUAUGGUCAAUAUUGGUUGGGCUAUUACUCCACCAGCAUAGGAAGCUACUUUGUUAUCAUCGCUGGUUUAAACAGCCCCGUCAUUGUAAUAAACGAGAAAAGGAGUUACGCAAAAACUAUUAACGUUGACAAUUGGAUCCGAACCUAACCCUUACAUACACAGUAGUUUCGGAGUCAUGAGACCUGACACCGAUGUAUUUGUUUAUUUCAUGCUGUUAUAAUCCACUAAAUUAUUAUGUAAAAUUUGCACAAACGUCAGUUUUACAAUUUAUAAGUGCUCGACUAAGCCGGUGGCGUAAUAAGGCCAGUCUGUGAAGACCAAAAAAGGUCUAAAAAGGUAAAUAAUUCGUGCAGUCCUUACUACCCAUUACGUGCUUUGAUUUUCUUCAAAGGCGACCACUAACUAUCAAAUAACACAAUACUUGGCUCAUUCUUGACAUCAGGCGAAUUAAGUGCGGUAUAAACCACGCCACUUGCGUCUAAACACACACAUCUGGAUAUCUCCAGGAUGUCACUGCCAAUAACAAACAGCGAACUGAAAUUUCUCUAGCAAUACCAAAAUACAUUACAACUUGUAUUUAGUAUCAAAUAUUUACUAGUGUUAAUAAACUGUUUUUUCUACUAUU
Schistocerca gregaria is the source of this 4067-nucleotide messenger RNA. RefSeq names its product venom dipeptidyl peptidase 4-like. The transcript is spliced from 17 exons. The record is from RefSeq and is a predicted model, not a curated record. Gene Ontology annotation, molecular function: serine-type peptidase activity; dipeptidyl-peptidase activity. Gene Ontology annotation, biological process: proteolysis. The coding region runs from base 1 to 2568 and encodes 855 amino acids. NCBI's taxonomy places the organism in Eukaryota, Metazoa, Arthropoda, Insecta, Orthoptera, Acrididae.